GCAGUAUUUCAGCUAAGGCAAACUGGGAAAGGCUCCGCUAUUGGCCCUGAGCUCCGUGGAGGCUUUCUUCCAAGUUUAUGCGAGUCAGGAUUGCGCGAGCGUUUUCACUUGGAAAAGGAAGACUUCCUUGAAUUCCGAGUGUCUUAACUCCUCAGAUAUCUUAAGACGCAAGAUCAACAAUGACUAAGGAUCGGAGUGGCUGAGAAAGCCUUCCUGGAAUGAAAUCCCCAAUGACAAGCAAAGGGAUGGUUGCUUAGCGACGCGUGAUUGACGGCAGAAACCCCAACAGCUACGUUCCUACAAAAAGCUUGGAGCUACUGUUUGGAGGACGUCAUCUCCACAUGGAUGUGUUUUCCAGCUAACACAGGGAUGAAAAGGAAGACGACAUUUUCAUGGAACCCAGUGAAACAGAGCAAAACUUCUCCCUGUGAUCGAUACAAACAUGCUUGCUGCAUCUGUAGGGGGUUCCUUUAUGUUUAUGGUGGCCGGAGAAAUUCUAGCUUGAGUGAUUUCUGGAGAUUCAAAAUAGAUUCUGCUGGUAAAGUUCUAAUUUACGAAGAGAGCAAGUGCAAAUGCUAAUCAAAAAGCUGCCUUGAUGUUAUCAUAUGCUUUCUUUCUACUGCAGUGAGUAAUGAAUGGGAGGAACUGGAAAAUUCAAACGAUGGCCCAGAAGAAUUGGAAGAGCACACAAUGGUGGAUUAUCAGGAUAUCCUGUAUAUCUUUGGUGGAAUGGUCGAUUCAGCUUUCACACAGAAGAGAAAUCCUCUAUGGAUAUAUGACACAGGUGCAACCAAGUGGAUAGCCUGCCGGCUCCCAGCAGUAGCGGGUGAGGUACAAGUUCCUGUUAAUCGGAAGGGCCACAGUGCUGUGGUCUACAGGGGCAAUAUGUAUAUAUAUGGUGGAUACAUUGACAUUAAAGGUGUUUCCCAAGAAUUUUGGACCUUUCAUUUUGAUACAAAACAAUGGGCCCCUCUAUCAGCUGCCUCCAGUGGGAGUAGCCCAGGUCCCCGACAUGGUCAUUCUGCUGUGGUUUAUGGCAAUGGCAUGUACUUGUUUGGAGGAUUAAUGGGACUGAGUGAACAGAAGGACUUCUGGAUGUGGGAUUUUAUAGCCACCAACUGGUCCAGUAUCAGGAGAAGCCAGGGACCUCCAAGAGUGGUGGGACAUUCGGCUUUAAUCUUGGAAGAUUCCAUGCUAGUCCUUGGCGGAGGCCUUUCUAGCAAUAAGCCGAAUAGUACUUUGUGGCAAUAUCAUUUUCCAUCUCAAAUGUGGAUAAAAUCGCCUAGCCCAGUGGCCCUUUCUUCCAAAGCAUAUCAGCAGUUGCUGCCAACUGGAUGUGGUUUCCAAGGGGCUGCUGAUUGCCCACUGAGAUCGCUUGGUUGCUUGAAGUCUAAAGAAAAGGGUUGUUCAAAGCUACGGACUCUUUCUAAACGGCACACCUGUUUCUUUGAGCAUCUUCACGAGGAGCCCACAUACCAGAUACUCAACAACGAGGGUGGCUCUGACAUAGAAAUGAAAACGUUUUGCCGGUCUUCAAGGGAUUCUCUGGGAUUCACUGCCUAUCAAACCACAUCCAGUGCAGAAUUGAAUUCAGAUCUGGCAGCAGAGUUGUGUGAAGAAAGAACCUCGUAUCCCAACAUUGCCAAGGAACAGGAAUUUGCCGCCACGGAUCUAACAGAUGGAGGGUCCAGUUUGGAUACUUUGAAAAAUGAAUGUGGAGACAUUUGUGAAUCCUUUGCUGUGAUGCUACUUGUUGGCGGUAAACCACUGUCCAGUUCGUCCGCAAUCUCAUUUUGGCAAAUUGAACUAAAUGGAAUUUAAAUACCAGACCACUCUCAAGAGGUAGAAGACACGCCUAAGUUCAGUGAAGUCAGCGUCUAGGAAGAAUUACAAUUUUAUCAUGAAACCUAAAUUCACACUUCGUAUGACCCCGAAAUACACAGGAAUCCAUAAAACAUUUAGUGUGAGAUUAUUUUUUCCCACCUCUUUGCUCUGUAGACAACUUGGGUCUGCAGAUGUAGAUGAGGCAGUAUGAUUAGGAAGCAGCAGCCGCCACCGUUGGUUGCAUUCAUUUCUGUGUGUGCAUGUGCUAUUUCAAAGCCCUUUGCAAAUUGCCUGUAUAAAGGAUGCAGUAAAAUCAUUCCCAUGACUAAGCUCAGUUCAGCAGCUGCGUUGGCAUGGCAGGCUUACAUGCUUACGCAAGGAAAACUUAACCAUCAUUUAUUCAGCAAACCCAAUAUUCUGCAUUUGCACUGUAAGCUAAUCUUGUGGAUUCUGAUAGAUUAACAAUUGUUUGGCUACCUAACAGGUUAACACAGGUGCUUACUCUCUAUGUUCUCAAAUUUGCAGUUGAAAUGUUAUUUGAACAGGGGAGGGGGGUGUUUCUUAGCAUAUGCGUAGCUGUUGUAUUGUACUGUUUAAAACAGCAUUUCCCCUAAAUAUGAAAUUCAUCAGGCUCCUAUAUUAGCUCCUCCAAUACAAAUUAAAGUGCCAGAGCCAUAAAACUUUAUAGACCUACAUGAGUAAUUGUGUCUGUUCCAGUAGUUCAGAGAAUCUUAAUUCACAUCAAAAUAAGGCUCUCUAGUUGUUGUGGUUUUUUCUGACCCUACAACCCAGAGAGUAGUGGCAUGCAGGCAAUUACUUCUGCAUUACAGCCCUCUCCCUCCAUAACUUGAAAGUGGCCUAGAAAUAGAUCUCCGAAUAUGAUCAAAAUACAUUCAUCCACGCUAGCCAUAUCAGUUUGCAGUAUUCCAUGCAUAUGUGACGGAUGACAUCAGAUUAAGGUCUCUCUUUGGUAUGCUAUCCUCUGAUCAUGUCCCCUACUAGGUAUGCAACCACAAGCACAACUGGUCCGUACGCAUGUCACAUACAAAUAAUUUGAUGUCCUGCAGUGAUGCUUCUUGGUGGUGGUUUUUCUUGUGAAGCUCACACUGCCAAGAAUGCCUAGGCAUGUUUUGUUUCCAGAAUCGCAACAGAAGGAUUUUGGCAAACAGCCAACUAUAUAGAAAAGUUUGGCACCGAGAGUAGAACAUGGGUGGUCAGCUUUUCAGGCUAGGGAGAGGCAGUUUGUGCUCGAUAGAAAAGGGAAAAUGGUUUUCAGCUGGCCUAGCAUUUUACUGAUUUAAUGUUAUUAGUUUAACAUAAAAAAAUCCACAUUGGGCUGAUCUUGUCUGUCAUUUCAUAGACAUGGCUAUUUUCUGUGACAAGUAUGAAAGGGGUUUGUCACUAUUUUUCUUCUUUUUGAACUAGCUGUAGCAGGGGUCUCCAACCUUGGCAACUUUAAGACUUGUAGACUUCAGCUCCCAGAGCUGGCUGAGGAAUUCUGGGAGUUGAAGUCCACAAGUCUUAAAGUUGCCAAGGUUGGAGACCCCUGAGCUGUAGGGAUUUUCUGGUAGUCCCUUAUCUGGAUUCCACAUUUUGGAAAUCGGCAAAAUCAUUUAAGCAUUUAUUUUUAUUUUGCACCAUCACAGUAAUGUCAGAACUGAUUCAACUGCAAUCUAUGCGGAAUAUAUUACAGUGAGAAAAUGAUCCCUUGAAGUUACCCUUUCUUAAUUUUUGAGAGGGGAAAAAAUCAUGAAGUAUAUACAGCAUCAGGAAAAGCCUGCAUGGUGCCUUUUUGAGAAUGCUUCUUUUUUUUAAAAAAAGAAAAUGUGUUUUAUAUGCUAUAAAAGUUAUAUUUAUUAAUUAUAUUUUUAUACUGCAUGGAUCCUUAUACCCAAGCUAAACUAUAUUAGUUUAAUUUUGUAAAUAUGUUAUUCACUGUGCUUUUAAUUACUUUGUUAAUAAUAUGUAUUUCUGAUUUUUUUUAAAUGGCGGCCUAUUGAGGGGAAUAAAAGCCAAAAACAUAA
This is a messenger RNA of Ahaetulla prasina, 3848 nucleotides long. Its product is annotated as leucine-zipper-like transcriptional regulator 1 homolog. Bases 691 to 1821 code for a protein of 376 amino acids. NCBI's taxonomy places the organism in Eukaryota, Metazoa, Chordata, Lepidosauria, Squamata, Colubridae. The transcript is spliced from 8 exons. Gene Ontology annotation, molecular function: protein binding. The record is from RefSeq and is a predicted model, not a curated record. Gene Ontology annotation, cellular component: Golgi apparatus.